Messenger RNA from Suillus bovinus, 396 nucleotides. RefSeq lists its product as uncharacterized. The record is from RefSeq and is a predicted model, not a curated record. The transcript is spliced from 2 exons. Bases 1 to 396 code for a protein of 131 amino acids. NCBI's taxonomy places the organism in Eukaryota, Fungi, Basidiomycota, Agaricomycetes, Boletales, Suillaceae.
AUGAAAAGGACCCUUUGCCGUAAAUACAAGCAGGCAAAAAAUUGCAUCGCCGAAAGUAAAAAGGCUUUCGACAGACUCGAUGAAGCAGCACCCACUAAUUUGAAGACAGAAUGGUUGGCCAAUGAGAGGAUCGCUCAAUCCAGCAGAAUAAAUGAUCCUGCGGCAAUGGAUGUUUAUGAGAUAAAUAUCAAGAAGGCACCGAGAAAAAAGGAGAUCAAACUUAGACUGCUAGAGCAGGGUAAUGCCCAUAAUGCAGCACCAUCUCAGAGAUCUGUGGCAACAUGGAUAUCUAUGGGGUUGGCAAUCAAGGAGGCUCAAAUUGCAUUGCUCAUUGAGGUCCGAAGAAUCGGAAAACGAACUAUGGAGACACAGAGAUUAGACCUUGCCCGGCAAUGA